This is a messenger RNA of Orbilia oligospora ATCC 24927, 492 nucleotides long. RefSeq lists its product as uncharacterized. The record is from RefSeq and is a predicted model, not a curated record. Bases 1 to 492 code for a protein of 163 amino acids. The transcript has 2 exons. NCBI's taxonomy places the organism in Eukaryota, Fungi, Ascomycota, Orbiliomycetes, Orbiliales, Orbiliaceae.
AUGUUUGGCCUGACCCUGGAGCAGGUGAUGGCUCACCGAAUAGCCGCGGCGGCUAUGUCGGAGUUCGUGAAGACCUUCGUGGGCUUGGCCAUCGUGGACGCCACCAAACCCACUACCGAACCCACCACCACCACUACCACUACUACAAUCACUGCCGCUGCCGCCCCCCGGGCUGCCAAACCGGUCAACCAAUAUGGAAGACCGGUGGCACGCCUCAGAAGGCGUAGAGUUGACAAUGAGUCCUCCGCCUUAAAAUCCGGUGAUGGCCAUUCCACCGGUAUCCGUGCCUUUCACAGGCCGGAUAGUCCAUUAACGGUUACCUUCCAAAGGUACCAAAAUCCGUUGAAGCUGCCGUGCCCUAAAAAGGCCAAGGAUUCGGUGAAUCCUCAGGCGAACAUUUCGUUCGUCCUGAACACCGAAGCGAAGGUUUACCACCAAACCUUCGUGACGGUAGAAUGUGGGGGGUUGGAGAGGGUAGAGGGGAUCUUGUAG